GAGUUGCAGUAGGUUCCCCGGAGCCUGCAGGGGGCGACCGAGGCUCAGGAAGCAAGCCUGAUGGUGCCGUUCUAUCCCCAGGAAGCCUCUGGCUUGUCUGCUCCACAUGUGCUGGGAGUUCUUUAGCCAACCGAUUCUUUGGCUUUUCCUGGCAACUCCCUCCCCCCAAGAGGCUGUACCUUCUCCCCACUUUUCUUUUUGGAGGGUUUGGUUGGGAUAUCCCGCCUUCUAUUCAUCCCUAGUGGGGGUUCCCCUUCCUUCCCACCUCCAACAAUCUAGGGGUCUUCCUAUCCCCCUUUUGGUGGGGUUUCUUCCCUCAUUCUUUUCACUUGUAACUUUUUGGUUUCUUUUUUUUUUUACCCAAGUAUAUCCCCUCCCUCUUUGCGCAAUGGCAACUGAAGCGCUGGAGAAGAUACUUUCAGACUUACUGCAGCCUGACAAUGCUGUCAUCCAACAGGCUACCGCCCAGCUGAAGGAGACCUUAAAGGAGCCUUCGGCGCUGUCUCAACUCUGUUGUGUGAUGUCAGGCUCUCAGAAUCCCCAGAUCCGACAGUUUGCUGCGGUGUUAGUGAGAAGGCGCCUGACCAAACACUGGAGGAAGAUCAGUGCACCCGACCAGGACAUGCUCAAGAGGCUAGUGCUCACCACCCUGCAGCAGGAAACAGACCACAAAGUCUCGUUAGGCCUGGCCCAACUGGCAGCUGUCAUUCUGAAGAACGAGAAGCUAGAGAGGUGGCCGCAGAUGCUUAAGCUCAUCCAACAAGGGGCACGUUCCCAGGACCCCAGCCAGUGUGAGGUAGGAUUGCUCCUUCUGCAUUGUGCCCUGGAACUGGACCCCGAGGUUUUUGCUUCACAUUUCAAGGAUCUCCUGCGCCUCUUCCAUCAGACGCUCAACAACCGCGGCCAGCCGGCCACCCUGUACUACUCUCUGCGGAGCCUGACCACCAUGGUGCCCGUGCUGGGUUCUGAUGAGAUGAGUCUGAUGUCUUCGAUGGUGCCCAAGGUGAUUGCAGCCAUCCGAGAACUGAUCUCUGUGAACGAGACCCACGCUAGCGAAGUGAUGGAGGUUUUCGACGAACUUACGGAGACUGAAGUUUCCAUCAUUGUACAGCAUCUCUCGGCAGUCGUUGGCUUCUGCCUGGAGGUGGCCUCCAAUCAGGCGUUGGGCGACAACCUCCGUGUGAAGGCUUUGUCCUGCAUCAGCUUCCUCAUCAAACUCAAGGGCAAGGCCAUCCUGAAGCACAAACUUCUCUCUCCCAUCCUGAACGCCCUCUUCCCGAUCAUGAGUGCAGAGCCACCCCCCGGCCAGAUGGACGCAGAGGACGAGCAGACGGAGGACGAUGUUGAGGACAGGGCCGAAGUCCAGACGCCCAAGCACUACGCGGCCCAGGUGAUAGAUAUGUUAGCACUGCACCUUCCCCCAGAGAAGCUGUUCCCUCAACUGACGCCUCUGAUGGAACCAGCGCUUUUGAGCGCCAAUCCCUACCAUCGCAAAGCUGGCCUCAUGUGUUUAGCGGUGUUGGCCGAAGGCUGCGGGGAUCACAUCCGGCAUAAGCACCUCCAGCCCAUGUUACAAGUGGUCUGCCGGGCACUGUCGGAUGAGAGCCAGGUGGUGCGCAAUGCGGCCCUCUUCGCCCUGGGCCAGUUCUCUGAGAACCUGCAGCCCGAUAUUGCCCGUUAUUCAGAUGACAUCAUGCCACUGCUUCUGCGCUACCUGGAAGGCAUCCAGCUGGCCCACACUAGCCACAUGGCCAAGGCCUACUAUGCGCUGGAGAACUUUGUGGAGAAUCUGGAAGGCAAGAUCUCGCCCUACCUCCCAGCCCUGAUGGAACGGAUGCUGUGCACCUUGAGUUCCCCCGGCAGCCCCCGCACCAAGGAGCUGGCCGUGAGCGCCAUUGGGGCCAUUGCUCAGGCUGCCCAGGGGUCCCUCUUGCCCUACUUCCAAGCCGUCAUGGACCACCUGACGGGAUACCUGCUCACCACCCGGGAAGACCUCAGACCGGCCCAGAUUCAGUCUGUAGAGACGGUGGCUGUCCUCGCCAGCGUCAUGGACAGGGACGUCUUCUUGCCACUGGCCGACAAGUGCUGCCAGUUCGGGCUGGAACUCUGCAACCAAGUGGACGAUCCGGACUUGCGGCGCUGCACGUACAGCCUCUUUGGUUCGCUGGCUGCUGUGUUAGAGGACUCCAUUGCUCCAUACCUGCCUCGCAUCACCACGCUGAUGAUCUAUUCUCUCAAAUCCACAGAAGGCAUUGAGCCUCACUGCGGCACCGGAAAUUCUUUCCUUUUGUUUGACGAUGAGGAAGAAGAGGAGGCCGAGGUGGAGGGAGAUGAGAGCCUGACCGAUGAGGAGGAGGAAGAUGACGACUCCGAGAUUACAGGGUUGAAUGUGGGAAGUGCCUUCAUGGAUGAAAAGGAAGAUGCAUGCGUGGCUUUGGGGGAGAUUGCCACAGGGGCCUGUGUGGCCUUCCUGCCUUUCCUAGAGACCUGCUUCCAGGAAGUCUUCAGGCUAUUAGAGUAUCCCUACAUUAAUGUCCGGAAAUCUGCUUUCAAUACUCUGGGGCAUUUCUGCAUCUCGUUGCAUAGCGUUUGUGAGCGUGAUCCGUCUGAACCUCACAGUGCUGCUCUCCAGAAGCUGCUGAGCAUGGUGCUGCCGGCUUAUAUGAAAGGCAUCCGGGAAGACAAGGAGCGCCAGGUGGUGAUGGAGAUUUUGGAGAGCCUGGCAAAGAUACUGAAGACCUGCCGACAGGAGGCCCUCCGUGAACCUGGGCAGCUGGCAGAGCUGUGCCGAGUGGUCCGGGAGGUUCUGGAGAAUAAAACAGCCUGUCAGGACUCCAACAUAGACGAUGAUGGCGAUGACGAUUGCGAUGAGGUGGCAGAAUAUGACGCCAUGCUGAUCGAGUAUGCUGGGGAGGUGAUUCCUGCCCUCGCCGAAGCGGCCGGAGGAGAAGCCUUUGCUCCAUAUUUCGCCGGCUUCCUGCCCUUGCUCAUCAACAAGAUGAAGCCCAGCUGUUCUGCCACAGACAAGUCCUUUGCAGUGGGCACCAUGGCAGAGGCCGUCCAGGGACUGGGCCAUGCAUCGAGUUCCUUCGUGCCGCGGAUGCUGCCGGUACUUAUGGGGGCGGCGCGUGACCCGAGCAAGGAGGUGCGCAGCAACGCCAUCUUCGGGCUGGGUGUCCUUGCAGAACACGGCGGGGAAGCCAUGUAUGAACACUACCCAAAGCUGCUGGGGCUUUUGUCCAGCAUCAUAUCUCAGGAGCGGAACAACCGGGUGGCCGAUAAUGUCUGUGGAGCUGUCGCCCGGAUGGUGAUGGCCAAUUCUGGAGGGGUCCCCAUCGGACAGGUAUUCCCCGUGCUGCUCCACGCUCUCCCUCUCAAGGAAGACUUGGAGGAAUACAAAACAGUAUUCCGUUGCAUCAGCUUCAUAUACGAACACGACCCCCAGCAGGUAUUGCAGCAGAUGGGGGAAGUUGUUCAAACCAGCAGCAAUGUCCUGGGCAAGGAGGAUGUGCCAUCAGAAGGCCGGAACACCCUGGUCACGCUCCUGCGAGAUCUCUCUGCCCGUUGCCCGUCCGAGUUCCAAAUGGCUGUGCGUUUGCUGCCUUCGGAAGCUGGGGCCUUGGUCAUUGCGGCGGUCAGUUCCACGUGAGGGGAGCAAGAGUGGGCUGCGCUCCCUUCUAACUCCACGGAGCCAAAGCGGACUUCACUGGCCAUGACCACCAGCCUCCACCAUGCACCCGCUCUUCUCUGUGGACUGAUAACCCCCUUCAGUUUUGCAGUGACCAGCCUCCCCCCCCCCCCCCGCCGACAUGGUGACACUUCCUGAGUGUUGUGUUUUUCAUUUUCCCGUUUCCAGUUCAGUCCUUCUGACUCAGUUUUUUGUACACCUUAAUGGUGGUUCAGAUGUCAGUCUCUGCCAUACAUCGUUUGGUGCUGAUUUGGGCAGGACAAGAGUUUUUAAAACGGUCCUUGGAGGAUUAAUCUCUUUUACAAAGAACCAGCAUGGGGAUGAAGUAUUCUCUCUCUCUGCCCACCCACAGCCUGUUUUCUUUUCAGGCCUUUUCCAACUUGAAGGAGACUCUCUAGCUAACGUCCUUUGUAGGUUAGCUUGCAGCAGCCGCUCAAUUCAGCUGGUGGGACGCAGACAUUUCCUUUUCUCUUCGUUACCACCAGUUCUCUGCCUUCUGCUUCCUCGUAAAGACCCUCCCAACCAACAUGCGGCAGUUGCUAAGGGGCAAUUGUCAUAGCCAAACAGCAGUGUGGAAAUCGGGACAGAUUUGGGCACAUGGCACCCCUGGGGUUGGCUUUCAUGUACACCCAGCUUAUGAGUUGUUGUUACUGUGGCAACUGCAAAUGGCUGGUGGGGGGGAGAGAAGAGUGGUGCAAUCGUGGGGGGGGGGGAAAGGGGAAGAACGCUAGGCCACAUGUGUUUUCCUUAAGAUGAACUUGAAGCUCAAAAUAUGCAUUUGGUGGAACUCAGAUUAUCAGUAGUGGGAUGUUUCAUGAGCGUAUAAAAUUAAAACUCUUUGGCCUUGAGAUCAAACAGAAAGUGGGUAUCGCAAUGAUUAAACACUGCACAUAUUCCUCUUUUUGCAAGAUAUACACGUUUCCUGUUUGUAGGAAGUGGUAGCAACUGCAACCGGGAUAAGCAUAAAACCACACUCCCUGCAAAAGCCAAGAAACAGCACUUCUGUUGCGCUUGACAAUUCGGCAGUACUGGCUUCAUUUGGAGGUACACUGACUCACAGUACCCCCCACGGUCACAAAACAGCUGACCGCUCUCCUUAGGCCGUUUUUGUCCUGUUGCCAAGACACAGCCUGUUUUGGUGGCAGUUCUUUGGUGGCCUUCUUUUGCCCUGUUGGGAGUUACUCCCAGUGCCCCCCCCCCCCCGCAUUCUGUUAAGGGAGGAGGGGUGUUAUAUUCUUUUGUUUGCCAAAGUUAAUGCUUCAUGAACAGCCAGUGAGGGGGUUAUUUUUUGCAAGCGUAGGUUUUCACCUGGCUUUCUGUGAUGAAAUAGCAACCCAUCAAACAGCUGUUUCCUCUAGUUUGUAUUUAAGAUUUCAACCUGCGUUUUGGUAUAUUUUUGAACAAAAACACUAUAUUAUAUAUGUUAUAAUAAAUAUGUGUUGCAGCUUA
Molecule: messenger RNA, 5137 nt
Organism: Rhineura floridana
Lineage: Eukaryota; Metazoa; Chordata; Lepidosauria; Squamata; Rhineuridae
Gene: IPO4
Product: importin 4
Exons: 30
Coding region: 107-3649 (1180 amino acids)
Biological process (GO): protein import into nucleus
Cellular component (GO): cytoplasm; nucleus
Molecular function (GO): small GTPase binding; nuclear import signal receptor activity
Source: RefSeq, a predicted model, not a curated record